This is a messenger RNA of Mizuhopecten yessoensis (Yesso scallop), 3935 nucleotides long. RefSeq names its product protein IWS1 homolog. The record is from RefSeq and is a predicted model, not a curated record. Gene Ontology annotation, biological process: mitotic cell cycle; kinetochore assembly; chromosome segregation. The transcript is spliced from 12 exons. Lineage: Eukaryota; Metazoa; Mollusca; Bivalvia; Pectinida; Pectinidae. Gene Ontology annotation, cellular component: kinetochore. Gene Ontology annotation, molecular function: DNA binding; protein heterodimerization activity. Bases 324 to 2987 code for a protein of 887 amino acids.
ACAUGAACAGUAAUUUCUGGAGUUAUUAUUUUAGUCCAGUUUAGACUAAGAGCCAAACUUAGAGCAAAAACAAGUGUGCGUAUCAUUUUUGAAUACGGAAAUGUCUUUGGAACUGUGAUUGCUGGUCAUUUAUCUAACCAACUUAUACACAUGUACACAUUUUUAUCUUGGUCGGUUUAACCGGAAACUGCACCGGGCGGGAGAGGCUCGCCAAAAUACAACCAAUCCCAGCGAAUGGAGGCUGAUUUGGAAUGAAGAGUCGACAUGCAUAACUGUUUGCUUUGUAAACUAUAACAUAUUUGCUAAAACAACAAGGCCAAGGUAUGGAGGAAACUCCUAAAUCCCUGAUUGAGGGUUUCAUUCAGACUGCCCAAACACACCACACCGUAGUCCCAAAAAGGUGGAGACAUGCUCUCACUCGCACUCCAGACAAGUUGCCAUCUCCAGGGGUUGGCACUCGGUCCGCCACAAAGAGGAAGCAGUCAGACCUGCCAGAAAAAACACCUCGCACCAUGAUUGAAACCUAUAUGACCAAUGCGAAAACAGAACUACUGUCAACCUCGAGGACGAGGCGUCGCCGAUCAUUCCCAGCUGCCCCAGUCAAUGUAACAGCUGACAACUUCACACCCAGAACCAACAUCGCCAAGCUUAUAGAACAAGGUGAGGAGGAGACGCCUUACAUCCGCCCUCGGACUCGUCGCUCUAGUAGGAAGUCUUUGCCCGCCCUUCCUGUCAAUGACACCAUCCAACUCCUUCCCAUGUCUCCCAGCAUAGAAGAAGAACAGAGUAGGAUGAAUUCAACACUUCGUAGUUCACGUCGCUCUAAUGCUGCUUCAACACGGGGUAACACUAUAGCUGAAAGUGUGAGAAAGAGGAAACGGCAAUCAAGUACAAGGUCUGUGACCAACCAAACUUUGGAGGAUAUUGAUGACUCCAUACAUCUGCUUCCUGACUCGAGUUCUGGUGAUGAAGCUAUGGAGACUGCUGACAACAGAAAGCAAUCACCCAUGAGAAACAGUCAGCGAUCAAAGCUUCCUUCGUCUUCACAGAUGUUUAACUUCAAGGAGGUCCUGUCAACUUAUGAAGAAACGGAACAGGAAAGAGAUAACAUAAAUACAGAUGAUAACCUAAGUGAAAAAGUUCUUCCACCUUCAUCACCAGAGAAGGAAACAUCAUCUAAAUCUUCACCUAUGAAAAUCCCAGAAACACAGGAGAUCCAUGACUCUCAAAAUAGAACUGCAAUUGAUCACAGAAUUCACAGGUCUUCCAUUUAUAUCCCUGAAACCCAAGAGGACAGCAUGGCAGGAGAAAGUGAAACCCAAGAGGACAGCAUGGCAGGAGAAAGUGAAACCCAGGAGGACAUCGUGGCAGGAGAAAGUGAAACACUUGAGUCCUCUCCACUUAGACCACUUCCAUCCUCUCAGUCAGAGGAUGGGGCUGAAGCAGACAAUGAGGAUGAGGAAGAUGAGGGUAGUCAAAGUAUCUUACUUCACAAAGAUCAGACCUCCACAGAGAAAGAUGUCAAUAAGGGAGGUCGUCGGAGGUCACUUUUCGGAAACAGGACUUACUCAGGAAAUGAUGUAAGUGAGAAAGAUGAGAGAAAGUCGCUGCCUAGAGACCAGCCAUCUACACAGAGUGAUGUCAUUGAAGGAGGUCGGAGAAGGUCAUUACCCAGAGACCGGUCUUCCUCGGGGAAUGAUUUAGGUGAGAAAGUUCUGAGAAGGUCACUGCAUCGAGAUCAGACUUCUUCAGAAGACAAUGUCAUUGAGAAAGAUGGGCGAAAGUCGAUGCACAGUGACAAAGCAAGCAAACAUGCUAAUGUGAGUGGGAAUGCCAUAGAAAAUGCUGGAUCAGAUCAUAAUCAACAGAGAACAUUCGCACCAGAAAUGAUUUCCUCUGUAAAACCUUUUGAUUACACAGAAAAUGAGCAAAACAAUUCUAUAUUUGACAAGUCCACUAGUCUAGUAGGAAUGGAAGAUCGUGAUGAUACAAGUGUCAGAGGAAACACGUACAAGGGCCUGGCACAUGCCAGUUCCACUGCUGAGGACAUGGACCUGGCACAUCCCAGUUCCACUGCUGAGGACAUGGGCCUGGCACAUGCCAGUUCCACUGCUGAGGACAUGGACCUGGCACAUCCCAGUACCACUGCUGAGGACAUGGACCUGGCACAUCCCAGUUCCACUGCUGAGGACAUGGACCUGGCACAUCCCAGUACCACUGCUGAGGACAAGCAGGGCAGUGAUGAAGAAGCCAGUGUUCAUGAGGUGGAGGAAGAAGAAGGCCAAAACCUAGAAGAAGAGGGACAGAUGGAGGCAGAUUUUGUAUUAGAUGAGGAAAGUGCACAUGUAGAGGAAGAGGAGCCUCUCGAUAAAGAUGCUGAUGUUGAAAAUCAGUCUGAUGAGGAAGAUGAAGAGAUGACAGAGGAGGUAACUGAGGAUGUAACAGAGAACUACAGACUGGCCAAAACUCCCCACCUAGCCACACCCCAGGAUAGCCAACGUCCAGCUGUCAGGCCACUGACUGAUGUCCUAAAAAGCAGAAACUCUGCCCUUCCCCUUAGGUCAGUGAAUGAAGUGCUCAAGGACAGAGGCAACACAACACCACCAAAAUCAAAGGAGAAGGAAGUGAAAAUAACCCAAAGGAAAACAAAAGCUAAAACUCGGCAGUCGGCACCUUUACCAGUGUCGGUAAUUAAAAAAGUCUUCGGCCAUUACUGUAAGAUGAAGGUGUCAUCGGAUGUUCUCCCAGGGCUCAUUAAUGCGACAGAAAAAUUCUUCAGACAGGUACCUGCUGACAUUGAAGCCUAUUGUCAUCACGCUGGCAGAAAGACCAUUGAUGAGACAGAUGUGGAACUCCUGAUGAUGAGGCAGCGGUUGAUCAAGGACAACAAGUCACUGAAUGUUUUGAUAGAAGAAAAUCUUCCCUUGGAAUACAGACUGCAGCUCAUUCCCAUAGCCCGUUCCGGCAACAUUGUCUAUCCUAAGUAGUACUUUAAUAGUACAGAAAACAGGACAUCCUUCCCUCUUCUGGCAAUAUUUCUCCAGGAAAUUACAUCAAAACUAGAAUUUACUGGAGGCUUUUUCAGAAGAGGCAAUUUAUUAACAUGGAGUUAAAAUUAGCUCAUGCUUGCUAUGAAUUGAUUGUUUUUUAGCAUCAUGGUAUAAGAAUAUCUGUACUUGUGAUCAGUGCAAUUUUAAGUUUGCGGAUAGAGUAUCCUUAACAGGAAUUGCCUCAUAUUGUGAGAACACACUUUCAUGGAAUGUUGACUCUCAUGCCUUUUUGAGGGGGAUCUGGAGUAUUUGAAUUUGUGACAGUGAUCAUACAUAUUAUAUCUUACUCUUGCAAAAGAAGUUUCACUAUCAAAAUAUUUUUAAUUUAAUUAUUUUAAAGUGACAUAUCUCAGGAAAUGUCCUUGAUGUAACCUGUCAGGUUUUUACAUUACAGUUAUCUGCAGUAAAAUGGUAUACAGCUUUUAGUUACACUUCCUUGAUGGAUUUGUAAUUUAGGGAUAUAUAAAUGUUAAUUUACUGUAGAAUUUUGCUUUGGUAAUGAAAUAGCAGAAAUAAUAACACUUUAAAAUAUUACAUUCAAGACUGGAUGUACUGCUUCUCAAGAAAACUUUGCAAUAUUUUUGAGGUCUGUUAACGCUUUGGGUAAUUUUGGGUAUGAGUAUAUCGGGAGGGGAUGUGAAGCAGUUACAGUUGUUAAUGUAGGACUGGUUAAAUUGAGUCUAAAAUACUAUUUAACAUUUGUAUAGUGGGACCUAGACAGAAAGUGAUUGUUAAUAUAGGGAUAACAGAAAGCUGCCUCCCUGGAAUACCCAGUUACACUCUAAGACACUGAAUGUACUCUGUUUAUAGUUGACUGUUAUAUAUGUAUAUGAAGAUAAGUUCUUCAGGAUUUUUCUUGUGCAAUAAAUGUAGUUAAUUAUUAAA